Neurospora tetraspora is the source of this 1375-nucleotide messenger RNA. Its product is annotated as Myb/SANT-like DNA-binding domain-containing protein. Lineage: Eukaryota; Fungi; Ascomycota; Sordariomycetes; Sordariales; Sordariaceae. The record is from RefSeq and is a predicted model, not a curated record. The coding region runs from base 130 to 1365 and encodes 411 amino acids. The transcript has 2 exons.
CUCCACCCAUCUCGACAACGCACCCUAACGGUACCGUACAGUCCGUACAAAUAGUCAACGGACCCCGUACGGAUCCCGGACGGAACCACGGACGGAACCACGGACGGAACACGGACCACACGGCCCCCAAUGUCCGACGACCCCUUCCCCGCCUCGGCUUCCGGCGCCGGCCCUCCCGCCUUGGCUCCCGGUAAGCACCGCGGCCCCCGCUUCAGCUGGAACACGGCCUAUGAGACCACCUUCUUCACCUCCCUCUGCGAGUCUGUCCAUCUCGGUCUACGCGAGGGCAACACGUUCAAGCCCGAGGCCUGGGACCGCGCAUUGCAGGCCCUCAUCACCCACCAUAACGCCUAUGCCAACAAGGGCCACCUCAUCAACAAGAGUGACAAUGCUCGAAAAAAGUUCCGUCUGUGGCGCGGUCUGCGGGAGGAUCCAGACUUCCACUACGAUGUCAUGACCAGGACUGUAAAUGCAUCCGAAGAAGCAUGGGCCAGACAUUUGCAGAUGGAGCCACUCUCUCGCUCCCUUCGUGGCAGACCCUUUGAACAUGAAGAACUAUACGAGAUCUUGUUCCCCGAUGUCAUCGGCUCUGGCGGUGCCCCUAAACGGCUGACCAAACAACGCCCCCGCAAGACGAAUGAUAACCUCAACCCUUCCGGCCCCGGCUCCGGUCAUGGUCCAGGCCACGCCGACCAGGAUGCCCCUAAUACGACAAUCAUGAACCUCCUUGCCGACCCAUCCUACGCAAACCCUCAUCCACAGGGCCACAUGCCUCCGCCGCCGCCAGUCCAUUCGGCUUCCGCCCCUCUUCCCUCUCCCAUCCCCGCCCCCGUCUUGGCCCCCAUUCCCACUCCACCAACCUUGCCGUCGUCUCAACCACCACCACAUUCCCGGCCCAACCCGACCGCACAUCAACCCCGAAAUAACCCGAGCACGUCCGCCCUCACGCCGCCCGAGGAGAAUCCUGUCCAGAACCGGAGAAGGCCUCACAUGCCUGACAGCAGUGGCUCCAGCGGCUCUACCAACGCUGAAAAACGCCGUCGUACUGCCUCAAGCUCUGUUGACCACGCUUCCCAAGCCUCGGGUAUUGCCAGCUCUUCCGCAGUCAGCAGUCUAUCUACUCCCGAUGCGGUAACAGCCCUGGCAGAGGUUUUCCGUUUUCCCAAGCCCAAGCUGAGCUGGGCAGAGCAAGCCGUCGAGAUCUUCUUCCGAGACUUCGCCCAGGAGGAUAUGGACUUUCAGCUCAAGGUGGCCGAAAAGGCCCUCACGGACGAGAACAAGGCCAUGGUGUUCUGCAAGAUGCCCAGUCACGUGCGCAAACAUUGGAUUAAGCGUCUGAGGGAAGCGCACAACAGGAGUAUCUAGGUGAACACGG